Messenger RNA from Hibiscus syriacus, 975 nucleotides. RefSeq names its product transcription factor MYB106-like. The record is from RefSeq and is a predicted model, not a curated record. The transcript is spliced from 3 exons. NCBI's taxonomy places the organism in Eukaryota, Viridiplantae, Streptophyta, Magnoliopsida, Malvales, Malvaceae. Bases 30 to 920 code for a protein of 296 amino acids.
AUUCCCAAAAAUAGUUCUUUUGGCUAAAAAUGGUACGGCUGGCUGGUUGUUCCGAGCUGAAGAAAGGGCCUUGGACUCCGGAUGAAGACCAGAAGCUCUUGGCUUAUAUCCAACAACAUGGCUUCGGGAAUUGGCGAUUUUUGCCUGAGAAAGCUGGGCUUCAAAGAUGUGGAAAGAGCUGCAGACUGAGGUGGAUCAACUACCUGAGACCUGGUCUCAAGAGGGGAAAGUUCAGUUCACAUGAAGAACAAACAAUCAUCCAACUCCAUGCUUUUCUCGGUAACAGGUGGUCAGCCAUUGCAGCUCACUUGCCCAACCGAACCGACAACGAGAUCAAAAACUACUGGAACACACGGAUUAAGAAAAGGCUUAACAAGAUGGGGAUCGAUCCCGCCACCCACAAGCCCAAAUCAGACCCUCUCAUCGGCUCCACCAACGGCACACUGAACCACAUGGCUCAGUGGGAGAGUGCUCGGCUCGAAGCUGAAGCCAGGUUGGUUAAGGAGUCAAAGAAAAUCCCUUCAUCUUCACACCAGAAAAGCAGCGACAAGAACAACCAAGGCUCGGGACCGUCGACUAAUAAACCAGCCUGCAUUGACGUCCUCAAAGCAUGGCAAAACGUAGUUGCCGGCAUGUUCUCCAUCUCCACCAACAGCAACAACUCGAACCCCGUUGUAUUAGAGUCGAACUCGAAUCAGAGCUCGACGAAUUACGAGCUCAAUGCAGCUGAAGCUGGUUCAAUUACAGAGUACCAAGUGCUGGAAUUCAACGAAAGAUUAGAUUACUCGAUGUGUUUGCAUGAUUCAACGUAUCAUUGGGCUGGUCCUGCAACAGAUCGAAACAACGUAGAGGGUUUCUCGGAUAUCUCGGUGCAUGAUUUUGAUUACCCGAUCGAGUUUGAGGAAUCAAUAUCCCUUUAACACAACGAUGAAGCAUUGAGGGAAUUAUGUAUAGCCUAGCGAGGGUUGAGUUGAA